CACCUGGCCCAAAAGGUGACAAGGGGGAUCAAGGUGACCAGGGACCAAGGAUGGUCUUCCCUAAGAUAAAUCAUGGCUUUCUUUCUGCUGAUCAGCAACUCAUUAAACGUCGACUCAUUAAGGGUGACCAGGGUCAAGCAGGGCCCCCAGGGCCUCCUGGACCUCCAGGUCCCCCAGGCCCCAGGGGACCCCCAGGGGACACAGGAAAAGAUGGUCCUCGGGGAGUCCCAGGGCUCCCUGGAGACCCUGGAAUGCCAGGAGAGAUUGGUCAAAUGGGACCUGAGGGCCCUCCAGGACAGAAGGGUUCCAUUGGGCCACCUGGUAUUCCAGGUAUCGAUGGAAUGAAGGGUGACAGAGGUGAACGGGGUGAAAAGGGAGACAUGGGAGAGGAGGGGCCAAAAGGUGACCCUGGAGAGAAGGGUGAUGCUGGAUCCUCUGCUGCUGGAAUCAAGGGUGAGCCUGGUGAGCCAGGGCGCGGAGGACAAAAGGGUGAGCCAGGACUUCCAGGGCUGCCUGGACUCCCAGGGAUUAAGGGUGAACCUGGAUUCUUUGGGCCUCAAGGUGAACCUGGGCUUCCAGGCCUGCCAGGAACUAAGGGAGAGAGAGGAGAACAAGGACCGCCUGGCAAGGGUGAACGUGGUGAGACAGGUCCAGCAGGACACAAGGGAGAGCAGGGGGAACCAGGAGCACCAGGCCUGAAAGGUUCAAAGGGGGAUUCAGGAGACAAUGGUGAUGUAGGCCCAACAGGAUCACAAGGGCCACCUGGGGAGAAAGGUGACCAGGGUACAACUGAAAUUAUAGACUACAAUGGAAACAUCCAAGAGGCUCUUCAGAAGAUAACUACUAUUACAGUUACGGGUCCCCCUGGGCCUCCUGGACCAGUUGGACCAAAGGGGAUGAAGGGUGAUCAGGGUGUUCCUGGACUUCCUGGCCUGGAUGGUGAAAGGGGUCACAAAGGUUCAAAGGGGGACAUGGGAAUCCCUGGAAUAUCAGGAGAAAAGGGAUCAAUGGGUCUUCCUGGAUUACAGGGUGUGAAUGGUCUGAAAGGAGACAAAGGAGACACUGGUUUGCCUGGCCCUCAGGGACCCUCGAUUAUUGGGCCCCCUGGAGCACCUGGUCCACAUGGACCACCUGGCCCCAUGGGUCCUCAUGGAUUCCCUGGGCCAAAGGGGGAACCUGGGUUGCAUGGUCUCAAGGGACUGCGAGGGGAACCUGGGCAUAAGGGUGACAGAGGACCCCUGGGUCUCCCCGGUAUGGAUGGACCACUUGGGACUCCUGGUCCAGCAGGUCCAAAGGGCGAUAGAGGUGAGAAGGGUGAUGUUGGUGAUCCUGGACCCAGAGGGCCAUAUGGGUUACCUGGAGCUGCUGGAACACCUGGAAUGGAUGGGUUACCAGGCUUAAAGGGAGACAAGGGCAACAUGGGGGAAAGAGGAGAAAAGGGUUUCCGGGGCUUUAAGGGUGAAAAGGGCGAGCCAGGUCAGCCUGGCCUGGAUGGGCUGGAUGCCCCGUGCCAAUUGGGUCCAGAUGGACUCCCAAUGCCUGGAUGUUGGCAGAAGUGAUCGGUCUAACACAAAACGCAUGGAGUUUGUAAAUAAGGCUUCACUUUUUUUGUAAA
Messenger RNA from Sinocyclocheilus grahami, 1615 nucleotides. RefSeq names its product collagen alpha-1(XXV) chain. Bases 51 to 1559 code for a protein of 502 amino acids. Lineage: Eukaryota; Metazoa; Chordata; Actinopteri; Cypriniformes; Cyprinidae. The transcript has 32 exons. The record is from RefSeq and is a predicted model, not a curated record.